Messenger RNA from Phoenix dactylifera (date palm), 1106 nucleotides. RefSeq lists its product as uncharacterized. The record is from RefSeq and is a predicted model, not a curated record. Lineage: Eukaryota; Viridiplantae; Streptophyta; Magnoliopsida; Arecales; Arecaceae.
CUCCCUCCAUCCCAUGACACAGACGUCCCUUCAUGGGUACUAGCACUGGAAGAGUUGUAAGUACGGUCGCACUGUUAGUGCUGCUGGGUGCGACAAUAUGCUCAGCCACUAGAGCCUUGUUGAAUCUAGAGGCAGGAAAUUAUGGUGCUGGCCACGGCAUUGGUGGCGGUGCCGGCUAUGGAGCCGGAGGUGGAGUUGCAGUCGCUGGAGGUUAUGCUGGUGGAGGGGGUGGCGGAAGCGGGGCCGGCUAUGGUGCAGCUGGAGAGCAUGGAGUUGGUUAUGGGAGUGGUGGUGGAAGUGGCGGCGGAGCUGGGUAUGGAGUAGGGGAGUAUGGUGGCUCUGGUGGUGGUAGUGGAGGAGGCGGUGGUUAUGGUGCCGCUGGAGGAGAUCACGGAUUAGGCUACGGAAGCGGAGGUGGUAGCGGCAGUGGAGGUGGGUACGGUUCCGGUGGAGAGCAUGGUGGUGGAUAUGGAGGUGGCGGCGGCGGUGGUAGUGGUGGUGGUGGUGGCUCUGGUGCUGGAGGAGCACAGGGUGGAGGCUAUGGUGCAGGCGGGGGUUCCGGUGGUGGUGCAGGGUAUGGAGCUGGGGGAGAGCAUGGUGGGGGAUAUGGCGGCGGUGGUGGAAGUGGUGGUGGGGGUGGCUAUGGCGGUGGAGCUGGGGCAGGGCAUGGAGGUGGUUAUUGGAGUGGUGGUGGAGCCGGAGGUGGUGAGGGCUAUGGCGAUGGAGGAGAGCAUGGCGGCGGGUACGGUGGCGGAGGAGGGAGUGGCGGUGGUGGAGGUGCCGGUUAUGGAGGAGCUGGAGGGCAUGGAGGUGGUGCUGGCGGUGGGAGUGGCGCCGGAGGUGGGUAUGCCGGAGUGCAUGGUGGCUACCUCCCUUGAGGUUGGCCUUCUAGCACUACUACAAAGGGUCCUCUCUUCUUCAAUCGUCAGUAGCAUAAAAUAAGCGUGGCUAUGAGUGGCCCGUGGUAAGCGUGCAUGUGUGGAAGUCCAAAGCAUUAGCAGUACAAUGAUCUUGGAGUUGAUUGUUUCGCAUUGAGCCCAAGCUAAAUUGACUGUAAUCAAAGUAUAUAAUAUUCUUAGAAUGAAAGAUGGUAUGCUUAUUAUCUA